Messenger RNA from Cuscuta campestris, 1025 nucleotides. NCBI's taxonomy places the organism in Eukaryota, Viridiplantae, Streptophyta, Magnoliopsida, Solanales, Convolvulaceae. The record is from the annotation of a GenBank genome assembly.
GGUAAACAGAAAGAACAAUGUGAUCCUGGUGGCAGAUGAGGCGAGAUUGUCGGGAUGGAUGUGACAAGUUUUGAAAUGAAUUAUGAUAUGUCAAUUUUUAAUUCGCUUCCGCAAUAUUGUUGAAUACUCCGUACUGUAUAUGUUAUGAAAAAUAUUAUUGUGAUAAAUAAAAGUGUUUGAAAAGUUUAAAAUUUUUACGAUUUCCAAGUUAAUACUUUAGUCCAAAAGGGGCUGCAGACCUGGACGGAUUAGGGUGUUACAGUUAACAAGGAUGAUAUCCAUUUGUUUCAUGUUCUUUUGAACGACGUCAAAUUUGAUUGGAUCCAUUUCUUUCUCAUUGCUCUUCGUGAUGGCUCUCGACUCCAUCACCUUCGUUUUGCCGUCCCUAUUAUGCUUAUCCUUCUCAAUUCGGGAGUGGACUUUUCACGGGACAUAAGGGUGUCGGUGAAGAAGACGUGCUUCAUCCAAGAGACGAAGUUCAUCCGUGUCGUUUGCCGGAACGAGGGUGAAAUGCCUCAACAACAAGUGAUCGAGCAAACUGAAGGCGUCCUUGAGAGUGAAGCCGAGACCAAGGCCGUUCGUAGUUGCUCUAGAGCAGGACCUACCAAUGCUGGGGAAGGAACAAGCAAUGCAGGAGAAGAAACUAGCCGAGCUGCGGUAAGAGAAGCCCGACACCGUUGCCCAAAACCGAGAACGGAUGAGACUGAGCCUUCAUGGGUCCGGAGGAUUUUGGACGCCAUCACAUGUGUUCGUGACAACAUCCGACAUCUUACCAAUCGAGUCUCUCACCUUGAGGAUUCUCACUUCUCUCGCUCAUACCGAGGUCCUCGACACAGCUUCUCUAGAGGACCUAGGCCAGCAAAUUCUCUUUGACUCUUUUUUUAAGGACUAAUUUUUUUCAUGACUUGAUUCCUGUUUAUGACAUUAUGACAGCUCCUUGUUGAAUGUUUGCUUAAACUCUAACAUUAUUAUUGCUUAUGUGAUUGUUUGGCAAUAUGUUUCUCUCCUAGAGCUUAUUGUCCCUU